This is a messenger RNA of Priapulus caudatus, 1193 nucleotides long. RefSeq names its product oocyte zinc finger protein XlCOF6-like. The record is from RefSeq and is a predicted model, not a curated record. Bases 1 to 585 code for a protein of 194 amino acids. Gene Ontology annotation, cellular component: nucleus. NCBI's taxonomy places the organism in Eukaryota, Metazoa, Priapulida, Priapulimorpha, Priapulimorphida, Priapulidae. Gene Ontology annotation, biological process: regulation of transcription by RNA polymerase II; central nervous system development. The transcript is spliced from 2 exons. Gene Ontology annotation, molecular function: DNA-binding transcription factor activity, RNA polymerase II-specific; RNA polymerase II cis-regulatory region sequence-specific DNA binding.
AUGUCACUACUGGUGGAUUUAUAUACUACCCUCAGUAUUCUCAAGAGACACAUGCGCACUCACACGGGAGAGAGGCCGUAUGCAUGCGAUAUAUGUGAACACAGAUAUACUACCCUCAGUAUUCUCAAGAGACACAUGCGCACUCACACGGGAGAGAGGCCGUAUGCAUGCGAUAUAUGUGAACACAGAUAUACUACCCUCAGUAUUCUCAAGACACACAUGCGCACUCACACGGGAGAGAAACCGUUUGCAUGUGAGAGAUGUGAAUAUAUGUGUUCUAUGUCUGGUAAUCUCGAGAGACACAUUCUCACUCACACGGGAGAGAGGCGGUAUGCGUGCGAUAUAUGUGAACACAGAUAUACGAGUCUCCAUAAUCUCAAGACACACAUUCUCACUCACACGGGAGAGAAGCCGUUUGCAUGUGAGAGAUGUGAAUAUAAGUGUUCUACGUCCGAGAUGCUUAAGUCACACAUGCGCACUCACACGGGAGAGAGGCCGUUUGCGUGUGACAAGUGUGGAUGCAAGUUUACUGCCUGCAGUUCACUGAGUAGACACCGGCGCACUCAUUCAAAACCGAGCGCGUGAUACACGCAUCUAUGCAGGGCAAAUACAUAAACCAGGACUGCAUCAAAUCGUAUAGCAUGACAGUAUCACAUCGUCUAAAACAAUCUUACUGUGUGCCAUGAUAUCGCGCUGCCAUCCUUCGUAGCUCAUAGUACAGUAUUGUGACGUAUAUAAAUGACAUUACUGAUCUCUGUAUACUAUCUGGAUAGCGGCUGGCCAAUCCACUGUCAGCGAGAAAACGAAGCCGCCACAUCGUUACUGGCCGCCAUUUUGCGAAUUUGCAGGAGAGUGCAGAUUCUGUGAACCACCGACGGAACUCCACCCCACAGAGCAGCCGAUACGGCCGCUGCUACAUAGCCGCCGCCGCCGCACCGCAUAGCAGGGAGCUGCCGCCGCCACGGAGGAGCCGUCGCAGGGCCUUCCACCGCCCGCCGCCACGGAGGAGCCGGCGCAGGGCCGUCCACCGCCCGCCGCCUCCAGAGAGCUACCCCGCCGCAUAGCAGCUAUACCCGCCGCCGCCACGGAGGAGCCGUCACAGGGCCAUCCACCGCCCGCCGCCUCCAGAGAGCUACCCCGCCGCAUAGCAGCUAUACCCGCCGCCGCCACGGAGGAGCCGUCACAGGGCCAUC